CCCCGAGCCCGCGGAGCGCGCGAUUUCAGUGGUGCUGGUUUCCCACCCGGGACUCUCUGGUGGAGCCGAGCCCGGCAAAUGGGCGCAUGAGAAAAAAGAGCGGGGAAAUGGACUGCUAUUUGCGCCGCCUCAAACAGGAGCUGAUGUCCAUGAAGGAAGUGGGCGAUGGCCUGCAGGACCAGAUGAACUGCAUGAUGGGGGCGCUGCAGGAGCUGAAGCUCCUGCAGGUGCAGACAGCCCUGGAACAGCUGGACAUCUCUGGGGGUGCGCCUGCCCCAGGCUGCCCUGAAAGCCCCCGGACACAGCUGGAACCCCCUGAAUGGGAGGGUGUCAGAGGUCCUGCCAGGCCUGCUGUCCCCUCCCCCUCCAGCCAACCCUCGCAGGGGAGCAGCACCCGGAGUCCACCACAUAGGAGUGUGUGGGGGAGGGAUGCGGUCCCCCGACCCAGGACACAGCUGCCGGAGCACCAAAGCUGUGCCCACCAGAGGCCAGAGCUGGCGGAACCCGACGACUGGACCUCCACGUUGAUGUCCCGGGGUCGGAACCGACAGCCUCUGGUGUUGGGUGACAACGUUUUUGCAGACCUGGUGGGCAACUGGCUGGACCUGCCGGAACUGGAGAAGGGUGGGGGCAAGGGGGAGCCGGGGGAGGCCGGAGAGGCGGCGGGGGGCAGGGGCCCGCCCCGGGAGCUGGGCCGCAGGUUCACGCUGACCGCCAACAUCUUCAGGAAGUUCCUGCGCAGCGUGCGGCCGGACCGCGACCGGCUGCUCAAGGAGAAGCCCGGCUGGGUGACGCCCGCGGCCUCGGAGCCCCGAGCCGGACGCUGGCAGAAGGGCAGGAAGCGGGGCCAUUCCAAGGGUUCCAGCCAUCCCCCCUUCCCAGGCGUGGGGGAGCCCCGGCGAGGGGAAGGCGCGUCCUCAAGCUGCCCCAAGGCCCUGGAGGCCUCGCCCUCGCGCUUCGAUAUCAACACCGCCGUCUGGGUCUGA
Messenger RNA from Molossus molossus (Pallas's mastiff bat), 986 nucleotides. RefSeq names its product inka box actin regulator 2 (gene INKA2). Gene Ontology annotation, molecular function: protein kinase binding; protein serine/threonine kinase inhibitor activity. The record is from RefSeq and is a predicted model, not a curated record. Bases 87 to 986 code for a protein of 299 amino acids. Gene Ontology annotation, cellular component: nucleus. NCBI's taxonomy places the organism in Eukaryota, Metazoa, Chordata, Mammalia, Chiroptera, Molossidae. The transcript is spliced from 2 exons.